GGAUAACGACGGCGCGCUCCAGUCGCACUUCAACUCGGCAGCACAAAUAUCGCUAAUUACGAUGUUCUUAUCUUCUGCGCAGUCUGGGAAAUCUGCAAAACUAAACGAGCCAAGCAACAAGAAUGUGGUACCAGACAUAUGAUUUGGACCACAGAAGGAAAAACGUGAAAAGGACUGAUUGACAAGAUGGCCUCUAAUGACCUUGACCCCUUAAACCCCCCUGGUAGCCCCCAGCCCGGUGACCUCAUUGAGAUCUUCAGACCAGCCUAUCAGCACUGGGCUCUAUACCUAGGUGAUGGUUACAUCAUCAACCUAACACCAGUGGACGAGAGCCAGGCGGCGGCCAUGUCCAGCGUCAAGUCCGUGUUUAGCCGCAAGGCUGUUGUCCGCAUGCAGCUGCUGAAGGAGGUCAUAGGGAGUGACUCGUACCGCGUGAACAACAAGUAUGAUGACAACCACACCCCUUUGCCCAUUACUGAGAUCAUUGACCGAGCUCAGAUGCUCAUUGGCCGGGUGGUGUCAUAUGACCUGCUGGGCAGUAACUGCGAGCACUUUGUUACUUUACUUCGCUAUGGGGAGGGAGUGUCUGAGCAGGCUUCACGAGCGAUCGGCGCAAUCACCUUGGUGACAGCCGCUGCCAGUACCCUCUCCAUGCUAGGGCUCAUCAACACCCGCUCACGAAGCAGGCCUUCCUGACACGCCCCCUGGCCCAUGCCCC
Messenger RNA from Paramormyrops kingsleyae, 718 nucleotides. The record is from RefSeq and is a predicted model, not a curated record. NCBI's taxonomy places the organism in Eukaryota, Metazoa, Chordata, Actinopteri, Osteoglossiformes, Mormyridae.